AUGCUUGGGCAGCCAGCAUCGACAGAGGGCAAACCUUUGGUCGAAGCUCCUUUGGUGCUGGUCCUGGGGGCAGGAUCUGCCUUCGAUGUCUCCUCGUCUCUUGCGAGCGGCUUGUCGCAGCCAGCAUCGACAGAGGGCAAACCUUUGGUCGAAGCUCCUUUGGCGCUGGUCCUGGGGGCAGGAUCUGCCUUCGAUGUCUCCUCGCCUAUGCUUGGGCAGCCAGCAUCGACAGAGGGCAAACCUUUGGUCGAAGCUCCUUUGGCGCUGGUCCUGGGGGCAGGAUCUGCC
Guillardia theta CCMP2712 is the source of this 288-nucleotide messenger RNA. RefSeq lists its product as hypothetical. The record is from RefSeq and is a predicted model, not a curated record. NCBI's taxonomy places the organism in Eukaryota, Cryptophyceae, Pyrenomonadales, Geminigeraceae. The transcript is spliced from 2 exons. The annotation marks the transcript as partial.